Messenger RNA from Meriones unguiculatus (Mongolian gerbil), 549 nucleotides. RefSeq names its product monoacylglycerol O-acyltransferase 1 (gene Mogat1). Gene Ontology annotation, molecular function: diacylglycerol O-acyltransferase activity. Gene Ontology annotation, cellular component: endoplasmic reticulum membrane. The record is from RefSeq and is a predicted model, not a curated record. Gene Ontology annotation, biological process: triglyceride biosynthetic process; diacylglycerol biosynthetic process. NCBI's taxonomy places the organism in Eukaryota, Metazoa, Chordata, Mammalia, Rodentia, Muridae.
AUGGCUAGUUAUACACUUUGUUUGACUCACUACGGGCCAGUUUCAGUUUCUCAGAAGAGCUUGGACCAUGUGUUGAGCAAGAAUGGAAGCAAGCGUAUUUCAGUCAUUGUCGCUGGGGCAGCAAAGGAGUCACUGUAUGCCCAACCCGGAAAAUCCACCGUGUCAUUCAUCCACCAGAGCAAAGGAUUUGUUAUGGUGGCCUUGACCCUGCCAGUGCCACUUUCUUUUGGUGAAAGUGAACUACUUAAACAAAUUAGCAACCCUGAAGGCUUGCUUCCAACUGUACCAGACUGAAUGCUGAAAUUAAUGGGGUUAGCUGUACCAUUAUUCUAUGCCAGAGGAAUUUUCCAGUACAGCUUUGGCCUGAUACCCUAUUGGAAACCCAUCUACGCUGUUGUUGGCCGCCCCAUCCCCGCUCAACAGACCCUGCACCCGACCCCGCAGCCCACUGAGGAGCUGCCCCAGACCUCCAUGAGGGAGCUGAGACUAUUCAAUGAGCACAAACGGAAGUAUGGUAUUCCAGAGCCCCAAACUCUGGUUUUUAAAUGA